AUGAUUCCAUGGUUGAUUGUAUCAGCUCUUCAAUUAGCAGAGCUAUCAGUGAGCUCCGUUGUUCAUAUGCUUUAUGGGCUUUACAUAUUCAGCUCCGCCGUUGCCGGAGAUCUCACUCAGGCGUUAAGCGAAUCAAUCUUCAAACCCAAAACCACCAUUGAAUUCGAACAAAUUGACCCAGGGAGGAAGACAACAAACGCCGAUGAUUUGCCUCCCAUUGUUUUGGUCCAUGGGAUUUUCGGAUUUGGCAAAGGAAGAUUGGGUGGUUUAUCAUACUUUGCAGGAGCAGAGAAGAAAGACGAGAGAGUGUUAGUGCCUGAUUUGGGAUCUUUGACUAGUGUACACGAUAGGGCAAGAGAAUUGUUUUAUUACCUCAAAGGUGGGAUAGUUGAUUAUGGAGAAGAUCAUAGUCAAGCUUGUGGGCACUCUCAGUUUGGUCGUUUCUAUGAAAAAGGGGAAUACCAAGAAUGGGAUGAAGAUCAUCCUAUUCACUUUGUUGGUCAUUCUGCUGGUGCUCAAGUUGUUCGUGUCUUGCAGCAAAUGCUCGCUGACAAGGCGUUCAAGGGUUAUGAGAACACGAAUGAGAACUGGGUUUUGAGUUUGACAUCAUUGUCAGGAGCAUUAAAUGGGACUACUCGAACCUACCUCGAUGGAAUUCGGCCAGAGGACGGGAAGUCCCUGAAAACCAUAUCUCUACUUCAGAUUUGCAGACUUGGAGUCAUAAUGUACGAGUGGCUCGACAUUCCUUGGCUCAAAUCCUAUUACCAUUUCGGGUUUGAUCAUUUCAACAUGUCGAGAAAGAAGAUAGGUUUACGAGGCCUUGUCGAUUGUCUUCUUGGAAACGCAGGCCCUUUUGCUGGAUCUGGAGAUUGGAUCUUGGCUGACCUCUCAAUCCAGGGAUCAAUGCGGAUCAAUGCACAUCUUCAGACUUUCCCAAACACUUUCUACUUCAGCUACGCGACAAAACGUACUAGAAACCUUCUUGGGAUGAUGACUGUUCCUUCAKGUGUGACGGGAAUCCAUCCUCUGCUUUUCAUCCGCGUGUUGCAGAUUAGUCAAUGGAGUUUUCCAAAUGACAUUCCUCUGCCUUAUAAGGGUUACAGAGAUGAAGAUUGGCAGGACAAUGAUGGAGCAUUAAACACAAUAUCCAUGACUCACCCACGAAUUCCCGUUGAACAUCCUAAUCUCAUUGUUCGUAGUGACUCAGACUAUCUCCCGCUCCAACCGGGCAUUUGGUACUACAAGAUCGUGGAGGCAGAUCAUAUUCUGUUCAUUGUGAACCGAGAGCGAGCAGGGGUGGAGUUCGAUCUGAUCUACGACAGUAUCUUUGAGCGGUGCAGGAAACAUGUAUUCAGGAAGAGUCCUCAGACAUUACCAAACGAAGCUCAACACUAG
Messenger RNA from Arabis nemorensis, 1395 nucleotides. The record is from the annotation of a GenBank genome assembly. NCBI's taxonomy places the organism in Eukaryota, Viridiplantae, Streptophyta, Magnoliopsida, Brassicales, Brassicaceae.